Stereum hirsutum FP-91666 SS1 is the source of this 1734-nucleotide messenger RNA. RefSeq lists its product as uncharacterized. The transcript is spliced from 7 exons. The record is from RefSeq and is a predicted model, not a curated record. Bases 1 to 1734 code for a protein of 577 amino acids. Lineage: Eukaryota; Fungi; Basidiomycota; Agaricomycetes; Russulales; Stereaceae.
AUGACCCGCUUCUUCCGCUGCCUCACGCCCUCGUCCCCCGUCGCGCACAACAACUGGACGAUCCAGAACAUCGAUUCCAUCGUCGCCCAUUUCGUCCUCGCUAUCCAAGUCACCGACUACGAACUCGCCGUCGAUGACCAUUUGAGGCACCUCGACCGGGGCUGGAUUGAGCGUGAUAUCUGUGGGAACUUUUUGAUCUUUGUCUUCUGGGUUGUUAGUUGCGCUGGCGUCGGGGAUUAUACCUCCCCGUCCGACGUUUUGGCACCUUCAAUCGAGCACCCAGUAGAGUUCAAGCUGUUUGGCCUACAGGACGAAGCCGUCCUAUCGCCACCUAUGAUCACAUACAAUCCAGAGACCUACACUCCCCGAGCUUUGCAGAACCUGCUCGACGAGUCUGAACGUGCUCUUCAUCAGAGUGAAACGAGCCGCACCACAGAGAGCGCUACCCAGGAAGCACAGCUCGCUACGCUUGAGAAGACUUUGGCCUCUCUUCAGCGUAGGGCUACGAGAUUCGAAACCGAACGGCCGAAGUUGAGCGGCUCAAGAGAGAAGUUCUGGGUCAACAGGAACGACUUCGAGUAUGCGAGCUCUCUUCACGCCGGCACAGCGACGAACGAAAUCGGUGGCAUCGGGACCGACAGCAAUAUGAUAUCAAGGUCUCCACCCUCCAGGACGAGCUUCGAUUCGUCCAUCAGGAGGAGGCCCGAUUGCAGCAAGAAUUCGACAGGGUUCAGAGUGGCGGACGAACCCAUUGGGAAUGACCUGGCCUCCGAGAUCCGGCGAUCAUUCAUACCCGACCACAAGUAUACGUCGGAAUCUGGGUUGGGUAGGACACCGCGAGCACUGCGGGUUCACUUAGAAGAAAUAUUGAUUACAUCGCCUACUGAAUCCGAAGGAUCUCACGAAUACAAUGAGUGGUCAAUCGAGGCAACGAGUUACACCUCAUCGUCAGACGCCACAAUCCUAUCACCGCUCAUAAUAACCGCCGUCGCUCCGUUGUCUGCAUCUGAGAGCAAUAUUGGUGGUCGAACACCUGUCUCUCGCCAAAUCGAAUUACCAGCUGCCAUCGAGAAAAGCGCCAGCACUACCUCAGAAGAGCCGGAGGAAGAGUACAAUAACCCAUCCAGCUCCUUAUUUCUUCGCAGCGAAGGGGUCGUCAUGCAGGAAGGACCCAGCGUUUCACCGUCAUCUGGUAUUUCUGAAAUUCCAGAAGAUGCAUCAUCCUCCACGCCUUCCUCACUGGCAAUACUCCUGAGCGACGUAGAAGCCAGACCAGAGGAAGGGCUCAACGAUUCUCCCCGGUCCUCCUUUUCCGAGACUACACAAGAUACCUCCACCGCCUCUUCUGCCACCAUCCGCCCACACGACGUUCGGCGCUUGGUGGAUGAAGGCGUUCAGACAGCACCGCCCCACGUUCUCUCAAGUCAAUCGAUGCUAGAGAUUCAAGGUAUCUUAACUUAUGCCCGCCACCCAGACGAAGCGAAGCCGCCCUCCACUCAUCACGAACUGCAACUGACCGCCGAUGCGAUAGUGCACUAUCAUGCGCCGAUGCAGUGGCCCAUGAAGCCAGAUGCCGUGGCGGAGGUCGAGACUGCGGAGAGAUGGAAAGCCUUGAAGCAGGAUCUCGCACACGUCAGCCCGUUCCGGUCGUACGAACUCGUGGAGCAGGAUACUUCGUAUAGUGAGGAUUGGUUCAUAUUGCUGUUGUUUGGUAAUAUUGUGCGGUGUUCUUAG